Molecule: messenger RNA, 2200 nt
Organism: Sinocyclocheilus grahami
Lineage: Eukaryota; Metazoa; Chordata; Actinopteri; Cypriniformes; Cyprinidae
Gene: mcm5
Product: minichromosome maintenance complex component 5
Exons: 14
Coding region: 188-2200 (670 amino acids)
Biological process (GO): DNA replication; double-strand break repair via break-induced replication; DNA replication initiation
Cellular component (GO): nucleus; MCM complex
Molecular function (GO): 3'-5' DNA helicase activity; DNA replication origin binding; single-stranded DNA helicase activity
Source: RefSeq, a predicted model, not a curated record
GUCUGAGUUCAGCGCGAGGCAGGGCUAGAGGUUUUGCCGCGAAAUCCAGUGCGCGUGUUGCAGGGAAGACACCCUGUUGUUUCUGAUCUACACAGUGUUAUAGCAGCAUUUAAGCUUAGCAUUGAAAGCACUUAUUUAAGUAAUAUCGUAUUGAUCGUUUAUUACAAGGAGUCAGAAUAUUAGCAGGAUGUCGGGGUUUGAUGAUCCAGGAGUUUAUUACAGUGACAGUUUUGGAGGAGGUGAAGGCAUCGGUGAUGAGGGGGUCGUGAAACGCAGCCAGAUCAAAAAGAAGUUCCGUGAGUUUUUGAGACAAUUCCGAGUCGGCACCGAUCGCACCGGAUUCACCUACAAAUACAGAGAUGAACUCAAGAGGCACUAUACUUUGGGAGAGUACUGGAUUGAGGUGGAGAUGGAGGAUUUGGCCAGUUUUGAUGAAGAUCUGUCAGACUGUCUGUAUAAACUACCUACUGAGAACUUGCCUUUGCUGGAGGAGGCGGCGCAGGAAGUGGCUGAUGAGGUCACGCGUCCGCGGCCAGCAGGAGAAGAGACUGUGCAGGACAUACAGGUCAUGCUGAAGAGCGACGCCCACCCGGCCUCCAUCCGUAACCUGAAAUCGGAGCAGGUGUCACGUCUCGUGAAGAUUCCCGGUAUUAUCAUAUCCUCUACGGCUGUGAGGGCCAAAGCCACCAAAGUGUGUCUUCAGUGCCGCGGAUGCAGAGCAGUUAUCAGCAACAUCCCUCUGCCACCGGGACUGCAGGGUUACGCUCUGCCCCGCAAGUGCAACACUGAGCAGGCGGGCCGUGUCAAGUGUCCCGUGGAUCCGUAUUUCAUUAUUCCGGACAAAUGCGUGUGUGUGGAUUUCCAAACUCUGCGUCUGCAAGAAGCUCCUGAUGCUGUUCCACACGGAGAGAUGCCACGACACAUGCAGCUCUACUGCGACCGGUACUUAUGCGACCGUGUAGUACCAGGAAACAGAGUAACUGUCAUGGGCAUCUACUCCAUCAAGAAGGUGGCGCAGACCAAGGCCAAAGGUCGUGAUAAGGGAGCAGGUGUGGGCAUCCGAGCAGCGUACCUGCGUGUUGUCGGCAUUGAAGUGGAUACUGAAGGAGCAGGCCGUGGAGCCUCUGGUUCAGUUUCUCCUCAGGAGGAAGAGGAGUUGAGGGCUCUGGCUUCCUCUCCCUCCGUCUAUGACUCGCUCGCUCGCUCUCUGGCUCCAUCCAUCUACGGUAGUGACGACCUGAAAAAAGCCAUAGUGUGCCUUCUGUUUGGGGGCUCCAGAAAGAGGUUGCCAGAUGGUUUGACACGCAGGGGUGAUAUAAACUUGUUGAUGUUGGGAGAUCCAGGCACAGCCAAGUCACAGUUGCUGAAGUUUGUGGAGAGAUGUUCUCCGAUUGGGGUCUACACGUCUGGUAAGGGCAGCAGUGCUGCUGGUUUGACAGCCUCAGUGCUGCGAGACCCCAACACUCGUGGUUUCGUCAUGGAGGGUGGUGCCAUGGUGCUGGCUGAUGGAGGAGUGGUCUGCAUUGAUGAGUUUGACAAGAUGAGAGAAGAUGACAGGGUCGCCAUCCAUGAGGCCAUGGAGCAGCAGACCAUUUCUAUUGCAAAGGCUGGCAUCACCACCACUCUGAACUCCCGCUGCUCUGUAUUGGCCGCUGCCAACUCUGUGUUCGGCCGCUGGGAUGAUACAAAAGGAGAGGACAACAUUGACUUCAUGCCCACUAUUCUGUCUCGAUUUGACAUGAUCUUCAUCAUCAAAGACCAUCAUGACCAACAACGAGACAUGACUUUGGCCCGGCACGUGAUGAACGUUCACCUGAGCGCUCAGACGCAGACGGAGGGUGUCGAGGGAGAGAUUCCUCUGGCCACGCUGAAGAAAUAUGUCGCCUACUGCAGAACGAAAUGUGGACCUCGUCUGUCUGCGGCUGCCGCAGAGAAACUGAAGAACAGGUACGUGCUGAUGAGGAGCGGAGCGAAGGAACAUGAGAGAGAGACCGACAGACGUGUGUCCAUCCCCAUCACUGUCAGGCAGCUUGAGGCUGUGGUGCGCAUUGCAGAGUCUCUCGCUAAGAUGAAGCUGCAGCCCAUUGCAGGAGAGGAAGAGGUGGACGAGUCUCUGAGACUCUUCCAGGUGUCCACGCUGGACGCGGCUCUGUCCGGCAGUCUGUCCGGUGAGUGUGUUGGUCUUUCAGGCCGGGAAUAA